Messenger RNA from Tremella mesenterica DSM 1558, 615 nucleotides. RefSeq lists its product as uncharacterized. The transcript is spliced from 3 exons. The coding region runs from base 1 to 615 and encodes 204 amino acids. Lineage: Eukaryota; Fungi; Basidiomycota; Tremellomycetes; Tremellales; Tremellaceae. The record is from RefSeq and is a predicted model, not a curated record.
AUGCAAUCAAGUCUUGAUACUGAGAAAGACAAGGAAGCAAACCCGAAUUCUUCUUCGAAUAGAAAGUCCCCUUCAGUACUGGACGCGAUCUCGGAGAAGACUGAUUCCGAUGUGUGCCCCAUGGAUCUGGAAUCUGAUAAUUUGACAGAUCACGACGAUGAAGGAAUGGAUAGCUUCCCCCAAAAAGAUGUCAUUGAGAACAAUAUCAUGAAUGACUCAAGCGAUAAUGAGCGAGAGGGGGGACCUGCGACUGACCUCGCUGAAGAUAUUCCAGCCUCAACGAUCAACCCCAUUGCCACCACUUCCACCGAUGAUCGAAUUAUUCGUACUUUACAGAGAAACUCCGUGCAAAGGGAAAUACUGAAGAAAAAGAUGAGGAGCGAGGAUGGUGACUAUGGAGACGUCGUAUAUGUAGAAUAUUGGAAAUUCAAUACUUAUCCUGAAUAUCUUCGGAACGGUGGUAAAGGAGAAGGGAUGGGGAGGAACAUUUGGGGCCAGAUAACUAUAGUGGGUAUCCAGAAAAAAAAAACCCGGACCAUUGGACCAGAUGAUUAUGGAAGUAACCUCACAAUUGAACAGAGGGAGUUCUGGAUCGUUGAGCCUCGAGUCUUAUGA